This is a messenger RNA of Acinonyx jubatus (cheetah), 2089 nucleotides long. RefSeq names its product olfactory receptor 2G3-like. The transcript has a single exon. Gene Ontology annotation, biological process: G protein-coupled receptor signaling pathway. Bases 799 to 1743 code for a protein of 314 amino acids. Gene Ontology annotation, cellular component: membrane. Gene Ontology annotation, molecular function: olfactory receptor activity; G protein-coupled receptor activity. The record is from RefSeq and is a predicted model, not a curated record. Lineage: Eukaryota; Metazoa; Chordata; Mammalia; Carnivora; Felidae.
CUGAUGCAUUUUACACCAUUUACUCUAUGAAAUGUCAGUGGAUUGCAUUAGAUGACUGAAUUCAGAUGCUCUUGUAGUGAAAGCAUAUUAAAGCGUGUGGACUUGGGACCCACUGGGAGAGAGUGUGCUUGUUGGGGACUGUGAAUUAGACUUUCCUAGACAGCAAUAUUCAUGAAGACAGUAGACCUAUGACUCAAAUAGGGAGAUCACAGAAGUUUUCCUUAAUGCUAUUAUCAGGUCAGUAAUUAUUUGUUUCAUAGAAACACAAUGAAUAUGAAUGAUAACCAUGUCUCACUGCUCCUGUAUAAAAAUUCUAUGUGUCUCCAACUCUGUGUACCUUCUCUCAGACCCUUGCUUACUACAUGGAUCUUUCAACUUAUCUGUUACAUAUAUUGUCUAGCACAUGUCUAUCUAUAUGAACCAAUCACCUUUUCCAUUUCUCUGCUUUUUCACAGUGUGUGCAUUGAUGGCCUGUGUAUUUUAAUCCUCAGGUGGUUUGGUAUAUAAAUCUCAAAUCUGGUUCAGUGUAUGAUUCUAAUGUCUCUCCUAUGUUUGUAUAUUUCCUUUCAAUGCAUUUAGUAUUUUCAUGACAAUAUAUUUGUCUUUCUUUCCGGAUAACAAGUCAACCUAUUAUAUUUGUUUGCAUAAUUUUAUCUUUGUCUGUUGUUUCUCUAAUUCCAGUGUCCAAAUGCUCAUUUCACUCACUUUGUUAUUUUUCCAGUGGUUAUGAGACCUGAUUUUCUUCCCGCAGGAAUAAAACAGGAAUGACAAAGAAAGGUGACUCUCAGGUAGGGAGGAAUGAAAGGGACAAAUUCUAGCAACCUGGCAGAGUUUAUCUUGCUGGGCUUCUCUGAGCAGCCCCGGCUGGAGAAGGUCCUCCUUGUGGCCAUCUCCAUCAUAUAUGUACUGACACUGGUGGGGAACACAGCCAUCAUCCUGGUCUCCUUCUUGAACCCCAAGCUGCACACGCCCAUGUACUUCUUCCUGUCGAAUCUGUCCUUCCUGGACCUCUGCUUUACAACGAGCAUUGUCCCACAGAUGCUGGUGAAUCUCAGGGGCCCCGAGAAGACCAUCAGCUACACGGGCUGUGUGCUCCAGCUCUAUGUGGCGCUGGGGCUGGGCUCCACUGAGUGCAUCCUCCUGACGGUGAUGGCUUAUGACCGCUUCAAUGCCAUCUGCCGCCCCCUGCACUAUGGCGUCAUCAUGCACCCCAGGCUGCUCCGGCAGCUUGCGGCUGUGGCCUGGAGCAGUGGUUUUGUGGAGUCCACGCUUCAGACCAUCCUGGUCUUCCAGCUGCCUCUCUGCAACCACCACAGGGUGGAUGAUUUCAUGUGUGAGGAGCCCGCCCUGAUUAAAAUUGCCUGUGUGAACACCACCUUCCUGGAGAACGAGCUCUCCAUAGCCAUCGUCCUCUAUGUGGUCAUACCGCUGGGGCUGAUUCUGGUCUCCUACGGCUGCAUCGCCAGGAGUGUGCUGAGAAUCAGGUCCACGGAAGGCAGGAGGAAAGCGUUUGGGACCUGCGGGUCCCACCUGCUGGUUGUGGUUUUGUUCUUCGGGACUAUAAUUUCUGUCUACAUCCAACCCAAGAGCGAGUACACGCAGAACCACAGUAAAUUCCUCACCCUCUUCUAUACUGUAGUGACGCCCUCGCUUAAUCCUCUCAUCUACACGCUGAGAAACAAGGAGAUUAAGUGGGCUCUGAGGAGACUGCUGUGGAGGGACCCACAUCAGGGACAACCGUGACACGUACUCAGCCAUUCCCCAGGUGCCGAGGAUUUACACAUCCCGCGUCUAAGGGUCACAGCUUCGGCUCCGCAGUAAAACAGGAGUGACAUUUCCUUUCAAUGGCGUCCUGAAGUUACUACCCUAAGCCCUUCUUUUAUCCUCCUUUCCCAAACUGUUAUGUGUCUUUUUCUGGCUAAUUUGUAAAGAUUCUGUGUAUACAUGAACACGUUUAGAGGCAGGAACAUGUGCACAUGAAUCAUACUUCCAGGAAUCCCGGAGUUAUUGCUCUGGUAACGAACUAUCGCCAUGAGCAGACAGAAGGCAGCUCCAGCUCUUGCUGGUCAUGGCUGCCAGGUGGGUCUAG